Messenger RNA from Cladophialophora yegresii CBS 114405, 3111 nucleotides. RefSeq lists its product as uncharacterized. NCBI's taxonomy places the organism in Eukaryota, Fungi, Ascomycota, Eurotiomycetes, Chaetothyriales, Herpotrichiellaceae. The record is from RefSeq and is a predicted model, not a curated record. The transcript has 5 exons. Bases 1 to 3111 code for a protein of 1036 amino acids.
AUGCUUCUCCUGCUGGCAAGCUCAUUAUUGUGCCUGGGUUCGGUAGCCUCACCUAUCACAGGCAAGGUCUCUUCAGCUGGUUCCGAACCAUACCAAGGCACAUUCCAGAACCCUUCCAUUCAUGUUCGGCCGAAAUUCCGCUACUGGAUCCCUGAUGCGUCUGUCGACCAUACCGCUGUAGCCAGAGAUGUCCUCGCCGCCCAGAAGGUUGGGGCUGGUGGACUCGAGCUGCUUGGGUACUAUCUCUAUGGAGGGCCGCCGUCCAAUGGCGCAGGCAGAGGUGAUGGCGCUCCAGUCGACUGGGCUGUCUAUGGAUUUGGCACCCCGGCGUGGCAUGCUACUUUUCAAGCUUUUGCGGAGGCUUGCCAAAACAGUAGUAUCUUGAUGGAUUUUGCCAUGGGUCCUAAUCAAGGCACCGGCGUACCAGGCCCAGUAGGGUCCGAGGGCCUCUCAUGGGAUCUUGUCGCCUACAAUAUUUCAGUACCGAUCGGAGGAUCGUUCAACGGAACGCUCCCCGGCUGGGGCACUGGCCAACUGCAAGCUGCUGUGACCGCAUUGACGGUCAAAGCGGACAAUCUUACAAACGCCCUGGGGCCUAGCUUGCCAGGAGAUCUCGCUGCAAAUCGUACUCAGAUCACGCUCUCUGAGGCCAGUCUCAAAGACGUUACGGACGAUAUCACCGAGGACGGCUCCUUAUCCGCGGAGUUUGACGCCAAUGCCACAGGUCUACAUAAUACCAUCUUCGCCAUCUACCUCGUCCAUUCGAACUACAGAGCUCAAGACGGACCAUUAGAUAUCAAGGGUCCACAGAGCAAUCCGCAGUCCUACAUCAACAAUGGUUCAUGGGCAGUGGACCACUUCUCAGCCCGAGGAGCCAAAGUUAUGACGGACUUCUGGGAGCAACAUAUUCUCAUCAACGGGACACGCCAGCUUCUCAUGGGUGUUGGCAACUACGGGUGGGAAGAUAGUGUCGAGAUAGAAUCCAACGUUUUCUGGACCGAGCAUUUGCCAGACCAGUUCGCUUCCGACCAUGGCUAUUCUAUAGCAAAAUGGCUGCCGACCCUUUUCCACAGGAAUGGCCACGGAGCACAGUCCUCUCCUCCGGUCUGGUAUGUAACUGACGCCAUGGAUAGCGGAGAAUCUCGUCGAGCGGAUUACAGAGAAACACUUGCAAAACAAUACCAGCAAUACCUUGGCGCUCUAAACUCCUGGGCAGAAAACUACCUCAACCUGAAGUUCUCGGCUCAAAUUUCCUAUAACAUGCCGAUGGAUAUGCUUUCGUCGAUACCAACAGUGGACAUUCCCGAAUGUGAAUCCCUAGAUUUUAGCGAUUUAAUCGACGGAUAUCGUCAAUAUUCAGGUCCCGCCCAUCUGGCUGGCAGAGCCGUCGUCUCUUCCGAGUGCGGAGCGGUCCGUGAUGAGGCCGUAACGCAAACCCUUACGGAGCUUUUGUGGCAUGUCAAACGGUCGUACGCGGGAGCGAUCAACCAAUUCGUCUUUCAUGGUUUCCCUUAUUCAGGACCGUAUGGUAACACCACGUGGCCCGGCUGGACGACGUUCAAUUAUCAGUACUCGAUGAUGCACGGACCCCGCGAGCCGGCCUGGGACUUUUACCGCGAUCAGAUCGAUUUUGUUGCCCGAAAUAACUUCAUCUUACAAUCGGGAGUACCCAAGGUGGAUAUUGCAGUGUACCAGAAGUUCACCACUCAGCCCGGACAUAUACUCUUCAGAACUUAUGCACCCAGUGAUCUUGAGAAGCUAGGCUAUACUUAUGAGUACUUUAGUCCUGACAACCUCGCACUGCCCGCGGCCGUUGUCAGGCAAGGUGUCCUUGCUCCUGAUGCCCAGGCGUUCAAAGCCAUGGUGAUACGCGCCAACGAUUCCUUGACCAUUUCUGGAGCUUCCAAAAUCGCAGAUCUUGCUAACGCUGGGCUACCGGUUAUCUUUGCUGGUGGAAUUCCUACAACUUAUCUUGGUUUUAACAAUGCUAGUCGAUUGACCCAAUCUCGACAGUGUUUGGAUUCUUUGAAGACAUUGCCAAAUGUCCACAUUACAGAGACUUACGAAGUGGCAUCAACCGUUGCAUCGAUCGGGAUCCAGCCAUCCACAAAGAUCCUCUCCAAAUCCGGGAAAGGGGAAUGGUUCACAUAUUGGCGCUCGAAUGACACUCGGGUUUCCAGAGCUGAUUACGUCUAUGUCUACAACGAUGCCAAAGAUUUGGCAUACGGCGAAGGCGACACCGAAGGCGUCAUUGAGUUUCAGAGCAAAGGUUACCCUUAUUCUUACGAUGCCUGGACCGGGUCCCAAACACCGGUUGUGACGUACACGCAGACGAACAGUACGACGCAAAUCCCGCUUCGACUAACCGGCAAUCAAUCGACCAUUAUUGCUUUCCUCGCCGCUCCCCUCGAGCCGGAGAACUACCCAUCUGAAAUCCUGAAAAAUGUCUCCGAAGGGGUGCUCUCGGCGUCGGUAGUGAAUGGAAGCAUCAACCUCUUCUCCGGCCCGGCCCCGGGGAGUCAGCAAAGAAAUACCUACACACUGGCUAACGGUACGAUAGUCCCGAUCCCGGUCCCACAGAUGUUGGCUAUUACAUUGUCAAAUUGGACAUUAGUUGCCGAGCACUGGACUCCCCCAGCGGAUCUGUACAACUUUACAAGCGGCGCCGUGAAGUACAACACGACUCAUUCUCUAUCGGACUUGGUGUCCUGGCAAGAUAUCCCAGGUCUACAGAACGUCUCAGGGAGAGGAUAUUACAGCACCGAGUUCGACUGGCCGUCUGCUGCCACAGCCGCAGGUUCGGGGGCUUUCCUCUCGCUUCCCCCAGUUCGGCACAUCUUACGUGUAGCCCUAAAUGGGCAAGCUCUUCCGCCCCUUGACGUGACAAAGCCACAAGCCGAUCUUACACCUCAUCUCGUCGACGGAAAGAACACGCUCAGUCUGACAAUUGCAACGCCGCUUGGGAACGUGGUCAGGACCAUCUGGAAUGAGCUGGAAAGUAGCGGGACAGGACCGACAGACCCUGGUGCCAAUGUGGCUUUGCCGCCCGUCGUAGAGUAUGGGGUGGUGGGCCAGGUUGAGGUAGUGCCUUUCAUACGGGUCCCUAUGUGA